AGGGGGCGGAGGGGGAGGUGGGCGUAGGGGGGAAGGGCUCAACCUUUAAUUCUGGGAUCUGUCGUCCCACGUUGAAGGCUGCCCUGCCUCCAGCGGCCCCCAAGGGUGUCACCCCUUCCAGUAGGUGGCUUCCCAUAGCCAGAGUCCGGGCCAAGGUCUCCUAAAGGAGAAAGCCGGAUUCCACAGAAGAGGCAGAGGGCACCGGCAAGUCCUGGGUACCCCAGGUUCUGGGCAGCCCAAGGCGUGUGCUGGCGUCUCGGGGUCCUGAGGGCCCCCAGAGCCACAGGUUCUGGUGGGGGGUUCCCAGAGACUGCAGCCAUUCGGGGUGGACCCUCUGGGGUCGCCGCGCCUCAUAGGGACCCGGCAGGCGGCGCUGGCGGUGGCCGCUGCCUUCCAGCCCAGGGCCGGUCGCUUUCUCGAUUUGAACAUCUGCGGGCGGGCGGGCGGGGGCGAGGAGGGCGACAGGGACACCGGGGGAGCAAGAAAGGGCGGCAAUCAAAAGAUCCCCUUGCUCGCUCCCCCAGCUCCCCUACCCCGGGCGAGAGCUGGAGGGGUCCGCCCCGCCCAGGGAGGGCGCCCGGGCCGCGGGGACUAAGGCGAUUGGCCCGGAGCCCCCCGCCCCGCCCCGCCACCAUCUGGUCGGGAUUUGCGUCCGCGGCUCCUGGCACCCUCGCUGGGGCUCGGGCCCCGCGCCCCCCGCCGCCCCCGCCCCACACCCGCCUACCUGCUGCGCCCGCGCCCCGUGCUCGCCUGCCCCGCGGGCCGCCAAGUUCGCGUUCUCUGAGCCCCGGCUGGACGCCGAUGGAACCGCCGCGAUGCUGGCCCCCCGGCUCCUGGAUUUCCAGAAGACCAAGUACGCGAGGUUCAUGAACCACCGGGUCCCCGCCCACAAGAGGUACCAGCCCACGGAGUACGAGCAUGCAGCCAACUGCGCCACCCACGCUCUCUGGAUCAUCCCCAGCAUCCUUGGCAGCUCCAACCUCUACUUCCUGUCGGACGACAACUGGGAGACCAUUUCUGCCUGGAUUUACGGCCUCGGCCUCUGCGGGCUCUUCGUGGUGUCCACCGUGUUCCACACGGUCGCCUGGAAGAAGAGCCACCUCAGGAUGGUGGAGCACUGCCUGCACAUGUGUGACCGGAUGACCAUCUACUUCUUCAUAGCGGCCUCCUACGCGCCCUGGCUGAACCUGCGGGAGCUGGGCCCCUGGGCCUCCCACAUGCGCUGGCUGGUCUGGAUCAUGGCCUCCGUGGGCACCGUCUACGUCUUCUUCUUCCACGAGCGGUACAAGCUCGUGGAGCUGCUGUGCUACGUGGUCAUGGGCUUCUUCCCCGCCCUGGUCAUCCUGUCCAUGGACACGGCCGCUCCCCCGCCGCUGGCUGAGCCCGCCACCCUCGCCCAUGAGGACGGGCCCACCAUGUUCUAUGGUACCCACUUCAUCAUGUCUCCGCCCACCAAGAGCAAGCUGAAGCGGCAGGGCCAGCUGCUGUCCGGCGUGCUGUCCCGGACGCUGAGCUACAAGUACCGCGACCUGGACGCCGCCUCCACCGGCUUGGGUGCCGGCGACGACCCCGCGGAGCUCUCCACCCAGCUCUCGGCCCCCGGGGUCUUGAAGGUGUUCGGGGACAGCGUCUGCUCGGGCACCCACUACAAGAGCGUCCUGGCCACCGGCACGUCCAGCGCCCGGGAGCUGGUGAGAGAGGCCCUGGAGCGCUACGGCCUGAGCCCCGAGCGCGCCGGCCAGUACGUGCUGUGUGACGCGGUGGGCCGGGCCAGCGGCCCCGGGCGGCAGUGGCAGGCCGAGUGCUUCCGGGUGUUCGGGGACAACGAGAAGCCCCUCUUGGUCCAGGAACUGUGGAAGCCCCGAGAAGGCUUGUGCCGGCGGUUUGAGCUGAGAAAGCGGUCAGACGUGGAGGAGCUGGCAGCCAGGGACGUGGACACCACGACGGCAGGGAUAAACGCCCAAGCCCGGAGGCUGCAGCGGAGCCGCGCCAAGGGAACCCCAGCCCUGGCCUUGGAGGGUGCCCGGGGCCCCCCCGAGCCCCGGCUGCGCCGCUCGGCCAGCGAGACCAGCCUGAGCCCUGCCGCCGCCGCCCCGGAGCCCGGCCCGGACGCCAUGCGCUACUCCCUCUACGAGUCGCCCCACCUGCUCCUCCUGCAGGGCUACAGCCAGCAGCACGACAGCCUGGUGUACGUGCUCAACCGGGAGCGGCACACGGUGGGCCAGAGGACGCCCUCCAGCAAGCCCAGCAUCAGCCUCUCGGCCCCCGACAUCCUGCCCCUGCACUGCACCCUCCGCCGGCUGCAGCCCUCGGGCCGGGAGCGGCCCCGCGGCCUGCUGGUCCUGGAGCCCAUCCCCGGGGCUCCCGUCGCGGUCAACUUCUCGGAGGUGGGCGGCCAGACGGUGGCGCUGCGCCACGGGGACCUGCUGUCCCUGGGCCUCUACUACCUGCUGCUCUUCAAGGACCCGGCGCAGGCCCAGCCGCUGCCCGCGCAGGCCCUGGCCCGCCUGCGGGCCCUGCCACACAGCUGCAGGAUGUGCGGGGCCCCGCUGCGGGCCCCGGGCACGCCCCGGCUCCGGCCACUGCGCCUGGAGUUCGAGCCCGAGGCGGAGGACGCGCUGCUGCGGCGCAUCCUGACGCUGAUCGAGCCGGGCGGUGACGACCACAAGCUGACGCCCGCCUUCCUGCUCUGCCUGUGCGUGCAGCACGCGGCCACGCGCCUCCCGCAGGGCUCCUUCGGGCCGCUCCUGCUCAAGAUCGCCCGGAUGAUCCGCGAGACCGUCUGGGAGAAAACCAAAGAGCUAGCGGAGAAGCAGGCGCACCUCCAGGAGCCCCCGUCCCCGGCCAGCUUCAGCCUGGCCAGCCUGCUCCCCGACCUGCGGCACAUCCUGGUGUGGAUGGCCAACGCCAUCGAGCUGCUCUACUUCGUCCAGCAGCAGGGCCCCGUGUACAUGCAGAGCCUGGAGCAGGAGCUGGACGUCACAGGCUCGAAGGAGUCCCUGUUCUCUUGCACGCUGUCGGCCAGCGAGGAGGCCAUGGCGGAGCUGGAGGAGGUGGUGCUGUACGCCUUCCAGCAGUGCGUGUACUACGUCUCCAAGUCCCUGUACGUCUGCCUCCCAGCCCUGCUGGAGUGCCCCCCCUUCCAGACGGAGCCCCGGGAGAGCUGGUGCCCGGCCCCGCAGCUGCCCGAGGAGCUGCGCCGCGUCGUGGCCGUCUACCAGGGCACGCUGGACCUCCUGCGGCAGUCCCAGGUGCACCCCGAGGUCGCCGCGCAGGUGCUGGCCUACCUCUUCUUCUUCUCCAGCACGCUGCUCUUCAACCAGCUGCUGGACAAGGGCCCCUCUCUGAGUUGCUUUCACUGGCCCCGAGGCGUCCAGGCCUGUGCCCGCCUGCAGCAGCUCCUGGAGUGGACCAGAAGCGCCGGCUUCGGGGAGGCCGGGGAGCACUUCUUCCGGAAGCUCUCCUGCACCCUCAACCUGCUGGCCACGCCCCGCGCCCAGCUCAUCCAGAUGGGCUGGGCAGACCUGCGGGCCGCCUUCCCCGCCCUGAGCCCCGCGCAGCUGCACCGGCUCCUGACCCAGCAGCAGCUGGCCUCCGCCGUGGGCCCCAUGAGCGCCUGGGAGCCGGCCGCCCAGGACUGCCCCGACGCCUUCCAGUCAGAGGACGUCCUGGAGUCCUACGAGAACCCCCCGCCCAUCGUCUUGCCGAGCGAGGGCUUCCAGGUGGACCUGGAGGCGGGCUGCCCGGAUGAGAGCGUCUACCAGCACCUGCUCUACCUGCGCCACUUCCUGUGGGGCCUGCAGAGCAGGCCCAGCCCCGGCGGCGGCGGGGCCUCCCAGCCCCCGGGCCCGGAGGGCCCGCACCACCCCGCCCCGGAGGGGCACCCCGAGGGCCAGAGCUGCCCCCUGGCUCCCCGGGGCCCCGGCAGGGGCACUCGAGAGGACUGCCCAGCGCACCCUCUCCCCUCACCCCGGGCUCCGCGGGCACAGGGCCCCCCAGAGAAGCAGCCAGGCCGGGGGAGCCGCGGGGGCCCCCCGCACACGGACUCCUCCUGCCUGCUCACGCCUCCCAGCACCCCGCUCGAGCCCACCCUCCCCGAGUGGCCCCACCCCGGCGGCUCCGGUGGGAAGGCCGCCCUGGACGGGAGGAGGGACGGACCAGGCGGCCUCCGAGGGGCGACGCCGGAAGGAGACCGCGUGGCCUCCGAGGACGAGCCCCCUCCGGCUCCCUCCAGCACCCAUGACUUCUGCUCCGUCUUCCUGGUGGAGCUGGAGCGAGGCCCCUCUGGGCUGGGGAUGGGGCUGAUUGAUGGGCUGCACACGCCCCUGGGCGCCCCCGGCCUCUACGUCCAGACCCUGCUCCCGGGCAGCCCCGCGGCCGCCGACGGCCAGCUGUCGCUGGGGGACCGCAUCCUGGAGGUGAACGGCAGCAGCCUGACCGGGGUCAGCUACCUGAGAGCUGUGGACCUGAUCCGCCACGGGGGGAAGAAGAUGCGGUUCCUCGUGGCCAAGUCCGACGCGGAGACCGCCAAGAAGAUCCGCUUCCGCUCUCCCCCGCCCUAGGGGCCCGCGAGCUGCUCCCGAGCGCUCGGGUGCGCCCCCUUGAGGACACUGGCCGCCCCCACCCUGUGGAUAAUGUACAUCUUAGUGUAUAUUUUAUUUAUAUGACAGAUAACACUAAGUU
Phyllostomus discolor (pale spear-nosed bat) is the source of this 4683-nucleotide messenger RNA. RefSeq names its product monocyte to macrophage differentiation factor 2. Gene Ontology annotation, cellular component: microtubule; membrane. Gene Ontology annotation, molecular function: pore-forming activity; GTPase binding. The coding region runs from base 816 to 4562 and encodes 1248 amino acids. NCBI's taxonomy places the organism in Eukaryota, Metazoa, Chordata, Mammalia, Chiroptera, Phyllostomidae. Gene Ontology annotation, biological process: signal transduction; neural crest cell migration; substrate adhesion-dependent cell spreading. The record is from RefSeq and is a predicted model, not a curated record. The transcript has 20 exons.